This is a messenger RNA of Prorocentrum cordatum, 1589 nucleotides long. NCBI's taxonomy places the organism in Eukaryota, Dinophyceae, Prorocentrales, Prorocentraceae. The record is from the annotation of a GenBank genome assembly.
AGCCGUUUUGGCUUGGUCUUAUGGCCCGAAUGUGUUUUCCAGCGGGCCCUGCGUGAUGGCUCCGAUUCUUCUGUCGGAAGCGGCCAACAUGGACAGCAGGGACAUCAAACAAGAAUUCGGUCUGCCAGGGGGUGCCCCACGGAAGUCUCUUAUCCCCCGAUGGCACCAGGGAGCCACAGAAGCUUUGGGGCACUCAGGGCCCUCAAAGAUCGACGCAGAGAGUGCCCCACGAUUUCUUAGUGCGGUUGUUUUCUGAUAACAUGUGCCUGCUGAAGUCUCUUAACCGUUCAAGAGGAUAAACUACCACCGCGCGCAAGCAGCAGUUUUCCGCCUUCGGGGGGCAGAGGACUUCAGAUGCAGUCCGGUGAUGACGCUCCAGUCCUUACAGACGAUAUCAUUGAUCGCAUCGCCCGGCUAACGGGAUGGCGUGGCUGGCUGAUCAGCUGGAGCAAGGUCGCGUCACGCUAUAGGCCUCUUGAUUGGCUUCGAGCCGCUGGAUCCGAGCUUGACGCGAAGAUUGUAGUGGUUCCUGACGAUGCUCCGAGGAUCAAUGCGGGAAUCUCGGCCGCGCAAUCGAUCGUGGAUAACACGGACGCUGCUAGCGACCUGCCCCGUGUGGUUUUUGUCCGGCCAGGCAUCUACAACGAGUCGGUCCGCGUCUUUGCGGACAUCGUGCUGUGUGGCCUCGGCGAGCGUGGCGAUGUGACUGUCCGCUCUCAGGGCUGGGAGCCAGCUCUGGUACUUGGUGGAUUCACCGUCAGGAGUAAUGGAAACAUGGCCGCAGCCUCUGCCGGCGCACGUGCCUCAGUCCAUGGGCUCACGCUGUCGAACUCGAAUCAGCUACAGUCCGUCUCGGUGUACUGCACGAGCGGGCAGCCUCGCGUCAGCCACUGCGACAUCCACGGCACGGUCCGCGUGUCUGGCUCCAAUGCGAAGCCCGUGAUCACGCGUUGCCGUGUGAUUGGCUCAAGGUCUUGUGGCAUAAGAGUCUGCGAUCACGCGAGCGGCAAGGUCUCCAAUUGCGGCCUGAUCCGAAACCGGCUCGCGGCAAUCCGUGUCUCCUUCUGCGCGUCGCCGGUCUUUGAGAGCAAUUGGUUCGACGGCAACGGGCAGGAAGGCGUUCUGGUAGACGACAAAGGUGGCUUUGACAGCGACGACGAUAUUUGUUUCGAGGAGCAGGAAGAGUUGACCAUGUGAGCUCCAGAAGUUAGCCGUCUGCACGAAGGGUGUAGCCAUUGCGCCGCCAAUUUUCCUUUCCCCCCCAGAGGAUUGAUGCUGUCUGUUCGCGGCGAACAGCGACUCAUAUCUCUGCAGCUUCGAGGCGACUCGUGUUGAGCUCGUCAUGUGGUAAACCGACUGCCUGCGUGCUUGCAAGGCCGAGCAUGGCGACGCCUCCCGUCGUGAUGUUUUCGCAGCGCGAGGGGGUCGACCCGCACCUGUCGGCUUCCAGCCUCAAGGGCAGGAUCUUCAGCUUCAAGGGCAAGAUAUAUGGGAAGUUGCCACAUCGGAGCUGAGAGUCAAUGUCGAACAAGACUUCUGAUCGGGCCUCAUUUUCUUCCGUCACUCCGGCGCCCCGGCGCCGCACCCGC